Hemicordylus capensis (graceful crag lizard) is the source of this 2898-nucleotide messenger RNA. RefSeq names its product structure specific recognition protein 1 (gene SSRP1). The record is from RefSeq and is a predicted model, not a curated record. Gene Ontology annotation, cellular component: nucleus; FACT complex. Gene Ontology annotation, molecular function: histone binding; DNA binding; nucleosome binding. Bases 318 to 2435 code for a protein of 705 amino acids. Lineage: Eukaryota; Metazoa; Chordata; Lepidosauria; Squamata; Cordylidae. The transcript has 17 exons.
CCGUUUCCUAGCUCUGUGCACUUUAGUACAGCCGAGGUCCUAAUUGUCGCUCCGGAAGGCGGAAGCGAGGUUUGGUUUCCGGUGUAAAGGGGGAGUGUGGCUCGUGUUGCGCAGGCGGGAAAGUGUUACUUGCGCCCCCUGAUCCUCGAGGCUUCCUCUGUUGGUCUUACGUCUAGAACAUGCCAGAUACAAGAAGGGGCUAAAUUGCUUUUCCGUCUGAUUACAUUCACAAAACCUCUUCCCGGACUGCAAGUGUGGUGGUGUGACUCCAACUCCUGCCGUAGAGGGCGGGGGUUUGGGAGGAGGAAGCUGUCAGCAUGGCAGAUACACUGGAAUUUAAUGAAAUAUACCAGGAGGUGAAGGGAUCAAUGAAUGAUGGUCGUCUGCGACUGAGCCGACAAGGUGUAAUUUUCAAGAACAGCAAAACGGGCAAAGUGGACAACAUCCCAGCAUCGGAGUUGGCAGAGGGCAUCUGGCGGAGAGUGGCAUUGGGCCAUGGUCUCAAACUACUUACUAAAAAUGGCCAUGUCUACAAGUAUGAUGGAUUCAGAGAGACGGAGUUUGACAAACUCUCUGAUUUCUUCAAGACCCACUUUCAUUUGGACUUGGCAGAAAAAGAUCUCUGUGUAAAAGGGUGGAACUGGGGGACAGUGAAAUUUGGAGGACAGCUCCUCUCCUUUGAUAUUGGGGAGCAGCCAGUUUUUGAAAUCCCACUCAGCAAUGUUUCCCAGUGCACAACUGGCAAGAAUGAAGUGACGUUAGAGUUCCACCAGAAUGAUGAUGCUGAGGUGUCGCUGAUGGAGGUGCGAUUCUAUGUGCCGCCCACUCAGGAGGAUGGUUUGGACCCUGUGGAGGCAUUUGCACAGAAUGUGCUGUCGAAGGCAGAUGUCAUCCAGGCCACUGGUGAUGCUAUCUGCAUCUUCCGAGAACUGCAGUGCUUGACGCCUCGUGGGCGCUAUGACAUCCGUAUCUAUCCCACUUUCCUGCACCUCCACGGCAAGACUUUUGAUUACAAGAUCCCCUAUACUACUGUUCUACGUCUUUUCCUACUGCCCCAUAAAGACCAACGCCAGAUGUUCUUUGUGAUCAGCUUAGACCCUCCUAUAAAGCAAGGGCAAACACGAUAUCACUUUCUUAUCCUACUCUUCUCAAAGGAUGAGGACAUCUCCUUGACCCUCAACAUGAAUGAGGACGAGGUAGAGAAGCGCUUCGAGGGACGGCUUACUAAGAAUAUGUCGGGAUCCCUGUAUGAGAUGGUCAGUCGUGUCAUGAAAGCCCUUGUUAACCGCAAGAUCACUGUGCCCGGCAACUUCCAGGGGCAUUCUGGGGCACAGUGCAUCACUUGUUCCUACAAAGCCAGCUCGGGGCUCCUGUACCCUUUGGAACGUGGCUUCAUUUAUGUGCACAAGCCACCCGUUCACAUCCGCUUUGAUGAAAUUGCUUUUGUAAACUUUGCCCGUGGAACCACAACCACACGCUCCUUUGACUUUGAGAUAGAAACUAAGCAAGGAACACAGUACACUUUCAGCAGCAUAGAAAGAGAGGAAUAUGGAAAACUGUUUGACUUUGUGAAUGCCAAGAAACUGAAUAUCAAGAACCGAGGACUCAAGGAGGGCAUGAAGCAGAACUAUGAUGAAUAUGCUGGCUCGGAUGAUGACUCGCACGAUGCCUAUUUGGAGCGUAUGAAGGAGGAAGGCAAAAUCCGGGAGGAGAAUGCAAAUGACAGCAGUGAGGACUCUGGGGAGGAAACAGAUGAAUCGUUCAAUCCUGUGGAGGAGGAAGAGGAUGUGGCAGAAGAGUUUGAUAGCAAUGCCUCAGCCAGUUCAUCUAGCAAUGAAGGAGACAGUGAUGACGAGAAGAAGAAACCUGCCAAAAAAGCCAAAAUUGUCAAAGAACGCAAGCCCCGCAAGAAACCAUCUGAGAAUAAGAAAGGAAAAGACCCCAAUGCCCCAAAGAGACCUUUGUCUGCCUACAUGCUUUGGCUCAAUGCCAACCGUGAUAAGAUCAGAUCAGAUAGUCCUGGCAUGAGCGUCACUGAUGUGUCCAAGAAGGCUGGAGAACUCUGGAAGGGGAUGUCGAAAGAGAAGAAAGAGGAAUGGGAUCGCAAAGCUGAAGAGGCCAAGAGGGACUAUGAGAAGGCCAUGAAGGACUACAGUGAGGGGGGCAAGUCAGACAGUUCCAAGAAGGAGAAAUCCAAAAAGAAAAAGAAGCCAGAGAAGCCAGGGAAAGGCAAACCAGAGAAGAAGGCUACUCCUGCAAAAUCCUCUUCUGUCAGCAAGAGCCCCUCCAAGCAACUAGGCGAGAGCUUCAAGAGUAAGGAAUUUGUGUCCAGUGAUGAGAGCUCCUCAGGCGAGGACAAGAAGGAGGACUCGGAGGAGGAGGAGAUCGCCAGCACCCCACCCAGCUCAGCAGAGUCUGCCUCUGGCUCAGAUUAGCAAGAAACCUCCAUCUACUCACCCCCCCCCACACAGACCCUGGUCCCCCUACCCCACUUUUCAAGCGAUGUGGUUGCUAUAUUACUGAGGUGCAGCUGACUGGACCUUGUUUCAUCCAGGCAAGUAAACUGCAGCUGGCAGCAUAUAGGAGUAGCUACCAUGCUUCAUUGGUCUACUCAACCUGCUCCCCUUCUAGUACUGCAGGUUGCGAGCAGGACCAAUUAUUCCAUCUAGAGAGAAGGGAUGGUGCUGGAAGAGUGAGGAUGGGGAAAGCAGACCUUCCUUUUUCCAGCCUCCAUGCCAUGUGUCCAGUUAGAUGGCAGGUUGAGGAGCUUGUGGCAUGCAGCUGGAAUCUGGGACAUUAUGCCACUUGCCUAGCAAGAUGCAAGUUUUUUUAAAAGGUUCUCUGUAUUUCUGUUCUGUUUUAUCGUGGCUAACUGAUUUAAUAAAAAAAUCAAGUGAC